Halichondria panicea is the source of this 1741-nucleotide messenger RNA. Its product is annotated as rho GTPase-activating protein 19-like. Bases 63 to 1586 code for a protein of 507 amino acids. Gene Ontology annotation, molecular function: GTPase activator activity. The record is from RefSeq and is a predicted model, not a curated record. Gene Ontology annotation, cellular component: cytoplasm. The transcript has 8 exons. Gene Ontology annotation, biological process: signal transduction; regulation of small GTPase mediated signal transduction. NCBI's taxonomy places the organism in Eukaryota, Metazoa, Porifera, Demospongiae, Suberitida, Halichondriidae.
AUUAAAAAGGGGACGGUGUAAAUUUACACACCACGAAGAUUAUCAGUUUAUUAGCUGUUAAAAUGGCAUGUAAUAGGUUUUCUGUUGGAUCAUUGGCUUCGCUGAGCUCUUUCUCAAGUGGUAUAACAGGUGUGGAUACCUCCUUUAUUUCCAUGGCCUCUACUCUGUCAACUGUAAGCAGUAGCUUUGAGAUAGAGUCAGAGGUGGGACGAGAGGCUGUGAAAGAGAUAUGCUGUAGCGCUCUGUCUAGGAUUCUGGACUUCCCUGAUGAUCAAUUAGAGGUCUUAUUAGGCUAUGAUGAGGACGAUCAGGAGGCUACAAAAGAGAGUGGAAUGAAUGUAGCAAGGAACAUAGCUGCCAGUUUUCGUAUGAUGAGACGUGCACUCUCCCACAAGCAACUCCCCCCAGCCACCAAGUACUCGUCUCUGAACAAACCAGCCACAGAUGAAAGCAUCACCCUCACCUUCGGAGGCCCCCUCCUCGAAGCCAAUCAAUAUGCCCUAUCUCAACUCAUCGACCAUCUGCACAAUUAUGUGAUGUCCGAGGGACUGUUUCGAAAGCCUGGAAACAAACACAGGAUGGAGACACUGGUUACUGAGCUGGAGGCCAAACCACCCUCAGAAGCUUUCAGUAGUAGGAGGUACAAUGCCCAUGACUAUGCCUCAGUGCUCAAGAAAUACUUGUCUGAGCUCUCGGAACCUAUACUCAUGAAGAGACAUUUAGGUGCCUACAUUCAGACCUCAGCUUUGGUGUCCCAGUCCUCCCAGGUUUGCUGUCUCCAACUGUUAAUGCUCCUCCUCCCAUCUACCAAUAGAGCAGCUUUACAGAACCUUCUCGACCUACUCUCCAUGGUCGCUAAACAACCUGAGAAUCUGAUGAAUGCCCAGAAUCUUGGCCUGGUCUUUGCCCCCACUCUCUUCUUGGCAUCCCGACAUGAGAUGCUAACGGUUGAUUCUUUGGAGAAGCUUUCCUCACUCCUAAAGCUGAUGAUUGAGAAACCAGAUGAAAUUUUCGAGGUUCCUACUGAGGUACAAGUGGUGGCUGAGAGGUACCUGAAGAGGAAGAGGACCCGUACCACGGAAAGUGUCGACUCUCUAGACACAAUAGAUGAGGACCAAAGUGUGGCCAUUGACAUCUACUCUACGGCCUGUCAGAGGGAAGAUUCGGAGGCGUUUCAUCAGACUGGCCAGGACAAUGCAUCAGCUGAAGUGGAUGCUCUGUAUGAGAUAGUCCGCAAUAUGCCGGAUGGACCACAGAAAACUCACUUUCUCAAAAGGUUUGAGUCAGCCAGUAAGGUGCAAGGUACUCCCAUGUACUCCAAGUACAAGAAGGUGUCAAAGUCCACCUCGAAAAAACCAAAGAAGAACAAAGAGAAUGCUACCCCAAGGAUCAAUUUGCCAGAACCAGUGGGAUCCCAUUCUGUUAAGAAGACACCAGGCUUCAAGAAAGGUCUUCUGCAAGAGUUUGAUCUUGUGGACAACAGAAGGCCGUGUGUGAGUUCGAGCUCUACUAACACUGCGGCUACGAGCACUAUGAACAAAUAUAGAGUGAUAUCUACCAUGUCCCCAUUAGUGACUGAUGUUUAAACCCCCAGCUAGUGUUUCAUGUCAUUUGUGGCACUUUAUUAUACAGUUUGUAUUUGCUAUCUUAAUUUUGAACAUUAGAAUCCACUUAUAUAAUUAUGUUAACACAUUUUGUAUUCACCACUUAAUUACAUGAAUAAAUUUUUGCUGAUGAACAA